This is a messenger RNA of Trifolium pratense (red clover), 2711 nucleotides long. RefSeq names its product L-type lectin-domain containing receptor kinase IX.1-like. Lineage: Eukaryota; Viridiplantae; Streptophyta; Magnoliopsida; Fabales; Fabaceae. Gene Ontology annotation, molecular function: carbohydrate binding; ATP binding; protein kinase activity. Gene Ontology annotation, biological process: protein phosphorylation. The record is from RefSeq and is a predicted model, not a curated record. The transcript has a single exon. Bases 394 to 2397 code for a protein of 667 amino acids. Gene Ontology annotation, cellular component: plasma membrane.
AAAAAAUUCCUAUCCUUAAAUAUUUGCAUAAAGACAAACAUAGCCUAUCAGUUUGUCAAAAAAAAGAAAAAAGAACUAAGCCUAUCAUAUGAUCCUAAAAUCAAAUAUAUAAAUAACUAAAGGAAUGAAAUCAGUGUACGCAUAAAUUUCAACGAUUAUGCAUGUAUUAUUUAGCUUAAGUGACAUCCUUUUGCUAUGGACCAAAAUCAUUGUAGUCAUCGCUCAUUCUUCUAUGUUGCAACUUGCAAGAAUGGAAGACAAAGAAAAUAUUAUUAUUAAUAAUAAUGUCCUAGUUUCUAGCUGCUGCAACCAUAUAGUCUUACAUAUGAUAUAUGAUAAUGUUCCAGUUCCACACAAAUUUUUUGAACAAGUUACUUCCUCUUGCAGUCACAGAUGACUCAUUUGCAUGUUAGUUUUCGCACUCGAACACUUGUUUUUUGUUAUGCAAUAGGAACCAUUUCCACACUCCAAAUAAUCCAUCUUGCAAACUCACUCUCAUUUGAUUACUCCAACUUUAAGAAUGGUGAUAUCAAUUGGGAAGGUGAUGCUUCUCCUUAUAAAGGAGCUAUUCAACUCACUUCCAACACCAUUGAUCAAAACAACAACUAUAGCAUUGGUCGAGUCACGAGUUUUAAACAGAUGCAUCUCUGGGAUAUGAACUCUGGAAAACUCACCGACUUCACCACCAAAUUUUCCUUUGUUGUUUUUUCAAAAUCAAAGGAUUAUGGAGAUGGAAUGUCAUUCUUCUUGGCUGAUCCAAAUCUCCCACUUUUGAAGAAUAUCAAAGAAGGUGGCGGUCUUGGCCUUGUGGAUGGAGAACAAGUACUAAAAUCAACUCAAUACUCAUUUGUGGCAGUAGAGUUUGACACCUUCAAUAAUCCAUGGGACCCUUCAGGUGUAGGCACUCAUGUUGGCUUGAAUUUCAACUCUAUGAGGUCUAACAUAACUAAGCCAUGGUUGACCAAUAUUAUGAAAUGGAGAGUUUACAAUUGCAGCAUUAAAUACAAUUCCAACACUCACAAUUUGAGGGUGUCAUUCACCAUGUAUGAUCAUGAUGAUAAACCAGUUAAAGAGCACAUAUCACAUAAAGUUGAUUUGAGAGAUUUCUUACCUGAGAAGGUUAUUGUCGGAUUCUCUGCUGCAACAGGAGUAUUCUAUGAGGUGCAUACUCUUCGAUCAUGGUCAUUUAGUUCAAGUAUACUAAUUGAUGAGAACAUGUUUCGGAUAGCGGCACCAAUAUCCAGUCCUAUAAUUUCUGAACAAGGAAACAAGAUAGGAUUGAAGGUAGCGCUUGGAAUUGGUACAGGUUUGGCUGUAAGUUUAUCAGGGCUGGUUUGUACUCUAUUAUGGAAAAGGAGUAGAGGGAGGAAAACAGAAUUUGGUUUUGAUCUCAACAUGGAUGAUGAAUUCCAAAAGGGAUCUGGACCUAAGAGGUUUUUCUACAAUGAACUAGUGAGUGCAACAAACAAAUUUUCAGAGUCAGAUAAGGUGGGACAAGGUGGUUUUGGUGGUGUAUACAAAGGUUAUUUGAAAGACUUGAACUCCUAUGUUGCUAUCAAGAGAAUGUCAAAAGAGUCGAGACAGGGAGUACUAGAAUAUGUAACUGAAGUGAAAGUCAUAAGUCAAUUGAGACACAGAAAUCUAGUACAACUUCUCGGUUGGUGCCACAGGAAGAAUGAUUUUCUUCUAAUAUACGAGUUUAUGUCAAAUGGAAGCUUAGAUUCCCAUCUAUACGGUAAAAACAGCUUCUUGACGUGGACAGCGAGGUAUAACAUUGCAUUGGGCUUGGCUUCGGCAUUGCUUUACCUACAGGAAGAAUGGGAGCAGUGUGUGCUUCACAGGGACAUUAAAUCAAGCAACAUUAUGUUGGAUUCAUGCUUUAAUGCUAAGCUUGGCGAUUUUGGUUUAGCUAGGCUGGUAGAUCAUGAGAAAGGGUCACAAACAACAAUUCUAGCUGGGACAAGGGGCUAUAUUGCACCUGAAUACUUCACAUCAGGAAAAGCUAGUAAAGAAUCUGAUAUAUACAGUUUUGGUGUAGUGUUAUUGGAAAUAGCCACUGGAAGGAAAGCUAUUGAAAGAGAAGAAAUGGAGGGUCAAAUAAGUAUAGUUGAGUGGGUUUGGGAUCUUUAUGGCUUUGGAAAGUUCCUUCAAGCAGCUGACCCUAAGUUAUGUGGAGCAUUUGAUGAGCAGCAAUUCGAACAUUUGGUGAUUGUUGGCCUUUGGUGUGUUCAUCCAGAUUAUUCAUUCAGGCCUUCUAUAAGACAAGUGAUUCAGGUGCUCAAAUUUGAGUCUCCUUUACCAAUUCUCCCAGAAAAAAUGCCUGUGCCCACCUAUUUUCCCCCAACAAUAAAAGCACUUUUUUCUUCAGUUUCACCCGCCCACUGGACGAAAAGUUAGAAAUUUAAAGUGUAACAAAUGAACAGUCAUUGGAGAACUUAAUUGUAUAGAAGCAAAAUAUAUAACAUUAUUAUUUGCAACAUAUAUGUGCAGUCGUUUUUUUUCCAGAGCAGAUAUGCAUACGAAUCCAAAUUUAUCUAUUACCAAAAACCAUAUUAAUACCAUUCUUUUUUUCAUUAUUUUUAAAAAUGAUGAAACAAUUGUAUACCAAUAUCAGUUUGCUCUAAAUAAUAUAUAGCAACGACAUUAAAAUUGAGUGUCUCUCGUGCUCAACAUGUUAUUACAUUCAAAUAUAACAUUUUCUCAAAUUAUUA